GCUGAGUAAUACAACCCAACAGCGCUCAACUCCGUCGUCAGCCCCGAAAUGACGACCGUCCUUCCGACGUGCCUGCCGCUGUAAAUGGAGCUUGCCGCAAGGUCGCCGCUGCUGCGCUGCAGUCACCGAUGUAUGCUCCGCUCCGUUAAAUGUAUGACGUCGGAAGCUCGUUGAUCGCGAGGACGGACGUGGCGAUCUAGGAGCUCAUUUGCGCUCUGACGAUCUUGCCUGUCCUCGAAUUGCACGUUUCAUCAAAGAGACAAUAAUGCAUGUUCAGUGCCAUCGCUGGCGUGUAUUGUUUUGCUAUGAGAUACUGGAUAUGGCAUGCGUACAAAAAGCAUCAUGGAAUGAAAAAGCAGAGGCCACCGCACCGCCAGCCAUCGAUGGCGUGCGCGCACCAUGAGCGUGACGGAAUGGUCCAAAAGUCUGUGAAGACCCUUGACCCCAUUCCAACACGAUCCAACUGGGAUGCCACGCCGGCCUUUACGAUUUGCUACGUCUAGUCACUUCGCUUCUUCUUCUUGGCCACACGCUUCACCUUGACGAUCUUGCUCGUAGACGACGCCGCCUCGUUCGCAAAGAGCUUCGACACCUCGAGUCCGGAUGUGAACGCGUUGUUGAACAUGACACGCUGCUGGAAGGACGAAAGGAACGGCAGGAACAUGGCAAUGAAGAGCACCGGACCCAAAAUGAUCCAGCCAACCCACCGGUCGUACGACCGCGCCAUCGCGCGCACCACCACGUGGCUUGUCUGGUUACGGUAGACGCACAGCUGGAGGAACCAGUACGCGGCGAUCAAGAUGAUGAUGAUGAUCUCUAGCAAGUUGAUGAGCGAGAUGACCAACAGACUCGCGCAUGCCACUAGCAGACCACAGCAAGAGAGCACGAACUUCAUCUUACGCAGCUUCUUCUGCUUGAAGGUCAAUUUCUUCUUGACACGACUGGCGAUGUAGCCGCAACACAGCAGUAGCAGCACCAAGAUAAACAUGGCACCGGACAGUGCGUACGAGAUAAUGGAUCCCUUCACGAUCUUCAGAUCCUGGUCCUCGUAGUACGUCUUGUACGCUAGCUGCAGGUACAAGCCGUAAGCGACGAAGAAAAAGCGCAUCUUACGGAUCAUCGACACAAUACGCGCGCCCUUCGUCGAGUGCUCCAGGUACUCUACUUCAUUAGACCACCAACCCGACCAGCUAGCAGCCGAGUCAUUGGUAGUCUUGAGCCAGUUCUGCCAGUCGUUGUAGUCCUCGAUCAGCUUGUCCCAAUCAAAGCCACUUGGAUUGAAGAAGAACGGAGCCCACAGCCACGUCGCUGCAAUGAUCCACAGCGAGUACGACAUAACACCAUAGUUUUGGUUGGUCGGCUCAACACACGUCUGGUAGUAGUUAGCGUAGCAUCGAGUGUUCCAGUCAUUGUCCGAAGGCUUGUAGUAGUUGUAGAAUAGAGCAUCCUGCGUCCACGAGCAGUUGCACCACGAGAACGUGCCGUACGCACGGAAUAAGAUCAGCAGGAAGAUAAGCUCCACAGCACGGUAGAAGUGACUGAACGCGUAGAAACGAUAAAGCUCGGCGAACUUCUCGUGCUUGAUAGUGAAGCCACGACCCGUAGCGCGAUACUUGGCACCACCGUGGAUCAACGUGCGGUCGAAGUAGUGCAUACGGGUGCCCAUCUGGAACGUGAAGAACAGCGGACCAAGGGUCAAAAUGUUCCACAGCAGAUAAGUAACACCAUGACGGAAGCCCUGUUCCACACCCACCACGGCAACAACCGGCACCACAAGCAAGAAGCCGAACUGGAACGCCCACGAUGUGUUCAAUGUGCCACCAAUACCAAGACCACCCUUCUCGAGGAAGAAGCUGUCCAUGCCACUCAAAGCCAUGUACACCUUGCCGUAGAUGAAAAAGUACACACCAACAACCGUCAUCGUCUGUGUGAAGUACCAACCCAAGUUACCGUAGAACCACGAAUGCAGACGGAAGAAGUCGAGACGAGAAGCCAUGCGCAUCGCAUCACGAGAAAUCACACACUCGCCGGCACCAGAAGACAGCUUAGCCUCGAACAGAGCCAACUGUUGCAUACCGACAUCACGACCCUUGCCCACUUGGAUGAACUCCUCGUGGGAGACGCGGCCACCACGAAGCGUACUGUUGAAACCAGCGAAAAUAUCUUCCGAAAGAUUCACACCCUUGGAAGCCUUGGCAGUACCACCACAGCCCAUGGCAAACAGCUUGUCAAAGAUAUCGGGGUGACCGUAGUGCUGGCGCACGUGAUUGAUAGCCAGCAUACGCUGACCCAGCGAUACGAACGACAGUUCCUGGAUCGACAUGAAACUAGCAAGAUUCGACACACCACCCGUGAACACGUGCUCACGGAAACCAAUAAUCGUAAGAGGGACCUUGGCAGUCUCAGUGUCCUUCGUUGACAGAAGGUUCGGCAUCUUCAGGGCCUCUUCGAGGUAACCAUCCUGGUUCAUAUCAAUACACUGCAGCAGCUCACCACGCGAGAAGAUGAUGGCGUGGUUUUGGUUCUCGGGCUUACCUUCACCAAUGAUCGGGUUGCCCGGCAGCUCCACACGGUACACCUCAGCAAUGUUCUCGCCGUCAGCACGAACCAGGACAGAGAAGAACUUGGGCGGUCCCUCCUUCAUCUUUUUCGGACCGUCCACAUAAGCCACACGAAGACUUGGGUGCUUGCGGAGCAGAUAUUCCAGGUCGGCAGCCUGUUGCCGCUGCUCAUCCUUCUGCUUACCAUAAAUCUGGCACGUGCAAACGUAGUUGAACUUGAGAGCGACCAUUUCAUCCAGACGCUUACACUUGUUGCAAGGGCAGCCAAACUGGUGCAUGACCUCGUUCUCACAGAUUUCGAGCCAGUGCAGGAAGCGGAUAGCAUCCUCGUUGUACAUCAUACCACGCACAGUACGAGCAAGCGUCUGACCACGGUAACUAGCCCACAUCUGGACUUCCUCCGGGUAUUUUUUCAGAGCCUCCUCCAUGUCCUUAGCCUGAAGACGUUCAAGCAAGUUCUCCCACUCGAAAGGGUAGAUGGUCUUCAGGUAGUACAGCAGCUUGAUACUGUCGUCGUUUUGAGCAGUCAAAUCCUUGAUCGAGUACAUGACAAUUUCGUUGUAGUACGGCGUAGACACUGUCAGCGAACGAAUCUUGCGAAUUGGCUUGGCAUCAGGCAUGUCCAUGAACAAAGAGUUAGCGAAGAAACGCA
Molecule: messenger RNA, 3213 nt
Organism: Phytophthora nicotianae INRA-310
Lineage: Eukaryota; Oomycota; Peronosporomycetes; Peronosporales; Peronosporaceae
Exons: 1
Coding region: 1727-2419 (230 amino acids)
Source: RefSeq, a predicted model, not a curated record